CGAGGAUCUUUACUGCCAUGGCGGGCUGGGGAUCUGAAGUGUUUACUGCUAGUAAUAAUUGGUCAUGGGUACCCGUAAUUGGAAGCCUGUUAGGUGGAGUUCUUGGUGCAGUUGUGUAUCUGAUACUAAUAGAGGUUCAUCAUGAAAAGAAUACAGAGAGUGAGGACGUUGAGCUGGAGAGAGUAGUCGUUAACAACGUGGUGGACACUGCAGCAUCAAACCCCGCAUACGAAAGAGGAAGCCACAUCGAAUUAAGAGAUCCCAGUGCUUUAGAUCCUAAGAGCGACAGGAAGACUAAAAGUGUUUAUCAACGCAUUGUUCCCAACGAUACUUCUACCCAGAACCAGAACAGCGUCACUACGCCAACAACUAGUAAAAAAGCGUUUGAUAACGAUAAUGCCGUAGUAGAUGAUGCUAAUAUUCCUAACAAUGAUUCAACACAGUUAUAAAAAUAACUGAAAUUUUUGAAUCUGCUAUUGGAGGUAGCAUCAAAAUGGCUCGUCAUCAAUCAGCAGAACAAGGAGAGGUCUCUCCCUUGAUUUAGGGAUUUGUUUGCGGGUUUCCCGGUUAUCCUCACUCCACAUUCCUGACACGCUAGAUUCUAAUUCUAAUAAUUCUUUUUCAAGGAAAUAUGGUAUGCACUCUAAUCUUCGUUUGCAAUAGACGUCAUAGCCGCCAUGUUGGAAGAAUUUGACAAAAGAUUUUUCAAUGAAUUCUUUUGUUAUAUCUUCCAACAUGGCGGACAUUCCUUUUGUUAUUGUGCUCUCUUGGGAUUGAUUGCAAACCAAGAAUGGAGAACAUAGCUACUUGGUGUGAUUAUGGUUAUUUUUGAUAUUCUCCCGUAUUGUUCUAUAUCAAGAUGCUCUCUUGCCUGUAUAUAACAUUUUCGCGUGCGCAACUAUUUGGAAUAUCUAUCCGCGCACGUCGAACGGUUUUACUAUAAUUUGAUAUAACUUUAAGUAAUAUAUAUAAUUUAUAUAUAAUUUGAUACAAAGAUAGAGUACAUUCACUAAAAGUGUAGUAAAUAGUGCUAAUUAAACAAUAGAAAACAAUAGGAUUAGCAUAAUUUAGCAGUAAUUAGUGGUAUUUAUGUUGCGCACUUAUAGUUUUUGUACUCUAUAAGAGCCACUCUGUGCAUGGAAUUCACUGUUAAAUUCCAAUAUUAUUAUUAUUAUUAUUUUUUUAGUGUGAUUACAUUACUUUUGAUAUAUAGGCUUUAUAUGUAAAUAUCUUAUAGAUGCGCGCACCUUUUGAGUUAAAAGAUUUCGUAUGAUGUGACGUGCCGUGUCGCGAUCGAAACGGCACCGUACCCAAGCAUUAGUUCACUGGAUUAGUUAACUCACAUGAUUGGCUAGACCAGAGGCGAACACUUUGUAGGGUGAUUUUUGCUGUUAUACGAAAUCAGUUGGAUCUUUAAUGAUUUACCUCCAUACCCUGAUGCAAAAUAUUACUAUUUGUAAAGAUAUAUAGUGAUUGUGGGUAUUGCUUAGAUUAUCUACGUUUGCGCAACGAUUUCUUACAACUCGAUAUAUAAUUAUUUAGCUGUUUUAGUAAUUAUAUACUUUUUAUGCUUUUUCUGCGUUUACUUUAAACACAAUCUGUAAUUAUUUUCAAAAUUAUGCACGUAGAAUAUCUACGUUUGCGUAACGAUAUCUACGUUUACGUAACAAUUUAUUUCAAGUCGAUAUAUAAUCAUAUAACUGUUUCCGUGUGGUUAUGUACUUUUUAUAACGCGUUUACUUUAGUAAUUUGUGAACUUUAUAUUUAUGUGCGCGUAGAAUAUCUAUGCUUGCGCAACAAUUUCUUACACCUUGAUAUAGAAUUACACAGCUGUUUGCGUGUGAUUAUGUACUUUUGGUGCAUUUUAAUGUUUACUUUAGUGAUCUUUCAAUAGAA
Messenger RNA from Actinia tenebrosa (Australian red waratah sea anemone), 1896 nucleotides. Its product is annotated as aquaporin-9. Gene Ontology annotation, molecular function: water channel activity; glycerol channel activity. The record is from RefSeq and is a predicted model, not a curated record. Gene Ontology annotation, cellular component: plasma membrane; basolateral plasma membrane. Lineage: Eukaryota; Metazoa; Cnidaria; Anthozoa; Actiniaria; Actiniidae. Gene Ontology annotation, biological process: glycerol transmembrane transport; water transport.